GGGGGGGGGGAGGGGAUUCGGGGCGGUCCAAGUCAGGGUAAUCUUGACAUAGUGACCAUCAGGCCUCCGGCUGAAAGGGAGCACGUCCGCAUCACAGACGGCCAAGUAUAGCGACUGAAUCCUCUGCGACCUGAGAAGCCAGUACUCUCUUGACUGUCAAUUGCGACGGAGAAGCGAAUGACAUCCAGCAGCAGAGGUCCUAGCGGAAAAUCCGCCACUUUCGAAAAGUUGCGCAAACCGAUUGAUUGUUUUCUGGACUUUUGACCCAUUUCGUCAGUUCUGGCCACUGUAUCGAGACGCAAGAUCGAGCUAGCGAGGCGAGGAGGCAGAGUGAAGGGCGAAGAGGACCUAUUUGACAUCUUCAGCACCCGUCAAGACGUGGUCUGCUCCACCUUUGAGCCAGAAUGACCCGAGGAGAUCAGAGGGAACGAGCUCGAGCGAAGAAUUUGGCGAAGAGCCAACCGGGAGCUAACAAGAAGUCUGGAGAUCCCGUCAAGCGGAAAGAAGCAGACAUGGAGGCAAUGAGGAAAAAAGCUGAUGAUAACCUCAGGAGAAAGCCGCGAAGUUGGCAGCUGAGGCGAAUGGGACAGCUCCGCCGGACAAGAAGGCAGCGAAGAAGUAACUAGUUUCUUGGAUAUACAAUAUUAUCGAUUGAAGCCCCUGGUAGCCC
Molecule: messenger RNA, 670 nt
Organism: Kockovaella imperatae
Lineage: Eukaryota; Fungi; Basidiomycota; Tremellomycetes; Tremellales; Cuniculitremaceae
Exons: 6
Coding region: 405-626 (73 amino acids)
Source: RefSeq, a predicted model, not a curated record